CAACAGAAAUGAGGACAAAAAGUUUUCUACUUUACCGUACAUUCUCUCGCCGUUAUGUCCCAAUUUCCAGUCAGUACUGUUUCUAAACACCAAGGAUUGAGCAUAGCGGUUCCUAAAAAUAUCGAAAAUGUUGAAUAUAUUGGACCUAGGCUUCCUAAGCUUGGCUUUUACGGUUUCCUGUACAGGCUUCCUUAUUAAUCAUUAUGAAAAACACGUACCGGCAUUUAUAAUUAAAGGAUUCAAGUACGGUGCUUUUGCCUAUCAAGGGUCUGGGGCAAAUUAUGUACAAUUAAUAGAAAUACCUAAAUCCCUGUAUAGACAUUUCUAUGCCUUUUCCUCUAUAUUUAGUGUCUUAACAUUGGUUUACGCAGUGUUAGUCUAUUAUUUUGAACACAGUGUCAGUAAAUAUGUAGUAUUUAUGUUAAAAUUAAUAUUGGAACAAGAUGAACCUUCAGUAUCUGCUUCUGCAGCCGUAAUAGCACUGAGCUUGCUUACAAUUCAGUGCUUCCGACGUUGCUAUGAAACAUAUUACCUUCAAGUGUUCGCCAAGAACAGUAAGAUGAAUCUGAGCCACUAUAUCGCUGGUCUUGUUCAUUAUUUCGCUGUUAUUGUUGCCGCUAUUGGACAAGCUCCAUUGUUUUGUGGUAGUCAAGACAGAGACAAAGUUCUCUGGAAUGACACCAGAACACAACUGCUUGCCAUACCAUGCAUUUCAGUAUUUAUCUGGGCAUUUUAUGAACAGUACAAAACAAAUAUCAUAUUUGCUAAUUUAAGGAAAGAUAAAACAGGAAAAGUUAUAACGGAAUCACACAAAAUACCAUAUGGGAGAUUAUUUGAGAUUGUGUCAAGUCCACAUAGAUUGAGCGAGAUUAUUAUCUAUACAGUACUGUUAUUAUUAAUACCGACAAAGACCUUCUUCUGUAUUUACUUGUGGGUUCUAUGCAAUCAGAUUCAAACAGCAAUCCAAGCACAUCUUUGGUACAAAAAUACUUUCAAGGAAUAUCCAAUGAAAAGGUAUGCAGUUAUACCUAGAGUGCUGUAAAUUAGUUUUUAUUUUUGAUUUUAAUAUAAAUAUGAAAUUAUUUACAAUAUUAAGGCUGCAUUCAAUUUCAAAUUAUUUAAUCAAAGACCUGUUUUAUUAUGUUAUAA
Zerene cesonia (dogface butterfly) is the source of this 1149-nucleotide messenger RNA. Its product is annotated as polyprenol reductase. Bases 128 to 1042 code for a protein of 304 amino acids. NCBI's taxonomy places the organism in Eukaryota, Metazoa, Arthropoda, Insecta, Lepidoptera, Pieridae. Gene Ontology annotation, biological process: polyprenol catabolic process; dolichol-linked oligosaccharide biosynthetic process. Gene Ontology annotation, cellular component: endoplasmic reticulum. Gene Ontology annotation, molecular function: 3-oxo-5-alpha-steroid 4-dehydrogenase activity. The record is from RefSeq and is a predicted model, not a curated record. The transcript is spliced from 4 exons.